ACACUACUUUAUCCAAUGAUAUAGAUUUUUUAUUUAAUUCACUAUCAUUUAAUCCAAGUAUUUUAAUUGCUUUUGAAGAUUUGUCCAACAAACCAAUUCCCCAAUUACUGCCAGCACGUUCAAAAUCACAACCUCAUUACACCAUAUCUAAAAAAUUUCUACGUCGACAUUUUUCAUUAACCACUGUGGACAUAAAAUCUUUACCGCCGCCUACACGUCCUCCAAAUAAUGAGUCAAUAGCGGAAAUUCAAUCACAGCCACCACCAUCAUCGAUAUCAAAAUCAACACCCAAAGAAACAAAUAAUGAUUCAUUAAUUGAUUCAAAAGAAAAAUUUGCAACUAAUUACACUGAUGAAGAUAAUAUUGAUCCAUAUUACGCAAAAGAGUUGUCAGCUUCAUUGAAUAAUAAUAAAAUAGAGAAAAUAGUAGAAAAUGAAGAAAAUGAAGUUGAAAAGGUUUCUAGUUCAGAAACUCCUUAUGAUGAUAAUCAAAAAGAUGAUAUUAUAGAGGAAGAUAUUACUAAAUUGCCAGCGUCUGAAUUAACCUUUGUGGUUGUUGAGGAAACAAAUGGUGAUGGUGAAAUAAUAUUAAAUCUUCAGGAUGUAAAUGAGAUAAAUAGUAACAAUAAUGAUGACAAUGAGGAUAAAUCCCACGACUCAACUGUACCAGAUUAUGAAGAAUAUUAA
Entrophospora sp. SA101 is the source of this 686-nucleotide messenger RNA. The record is from the annotation of a GenBank genome assembly. Lineage: Eukaryota; Fungi; Glomeromycota; Glomeromycetes; Entrophosporales; Entrophosporaceae.